AUGGAUGGUCUUUCGGGAGCAGCAAGCGUCAUCGCAGUGAUCGACAUAUUCGCCAAGAUCGUCUCGCUGUGCGUUCAAUACUCUACAGACGUUAAGGACGCAAAGAACGAUAUCGGACGCGUGCAAAAAAAGGCCGACGCCAUCAACCGCACGUUGGAGAGGAUCAAGCAGCUGCUUGAUAGUCAAGACAAGACAUGUCCCUCUGCCACUAAAAGUCUUUUCGAUUCGCUUCAACAAUGUCUUAAGGAGCUAAAAGACCUAAAGCUAGAGCUAGAGCCAGGCAAGACUCGCAGAGGUAUGAGUCGAUAUGGCUUGCGUGCGCUUAAACGGCCGUUCAAGAGCAAGCAGGUGGACAAGAUUGUUUUAAACUUAAGCGGAUACGAGCAGACCUUCAACUUAGCACUGCAAGUCGAUCAGACAACUCUCUUGCUCAGCAUAGAGCAGAAGCUGGGCCUUCCCAAACUACCUGUAGCAACAGGCGCCUACUUCAACUCCCAUGACGAAGAGCACAACGCACGAUGCCUACUAAACACUCGCACCUAA
Molecule: messenger RNA, 543 nt
Organism: Bipolaris sorokiniana ND90Pr
Lineage: Eukaryota; Fungi; Ascomycota; Dothideomycetes; Pleosporales; Pleosporaceae
Exons: 2
Coding region: 1-543 (180 amino acids)
Source: RefSeq, a predicted model, not a curated record